UAUAAAAUGCGUAUAAUUAGAGGUGGGCUUCCCUCCUUCCAUUCCUUUCCCUCCAUAAAACGAGAAGAGAAUGAAUUGGAUUUGAGAUUGAAAGUUGAUCGAAAAUGAGCUGUUACACCGACGGUGGUGGCGUGUUUGCGAGGCGCACAGCGUCGUGCGCAUCAGCGCCGAGCUCCGCCCCAAGUUCGCCGCGCAGCAGGGUCAAAUUCCUGUGCAGCCACGGCGGCAAGAUCCUCCCCCGCCCCUCCGAUGGCCAGCUCAAGUAUGUCGGCGGCGAAACCCGCGUCAUUUCCGUUCCCAGAGAUAUCUCUUUCAAAGAAGCAAUGAAGCGAUUGACCUACAUGAUGGAGGGGGAAAUGGUGCUCCGGUACCAGCUAGCGACGGAGGAUCUCGACGCCUUAGUGACGGUGAAAUCGGACGAGGAUUUGGGGAACAUGUUCGACGAAGUGGAGAAUUACCAAAUGAUGGGGUUUCCCAGAAUGCGGACUUUCCUCUUCCCCGUCCACAACCACAAACCCAACAACAACAACAACAACAACAUGGUGAUGGACGACCAACUGACGUUGGAUCAGUGCUACAUCUUUUCCAUCAAUGGCCUCAUCACUCCCAGGCACCUCUCUAACUCUAGCAAGCGCACCAGAGUCAGCUCCCUCGCCUCCUCCGCCUGCACAUCCCCCCGGUCGCGCACCAGAGUCAGCUCCCUCGCCUCCUCCGCCUGCACAUCCCCCCGGUCUCCUGACAGCUACGCUGCUGAAGCUCAUACAUUUGGAAAUAUUCAGAGGAUCCAAAGCUCACCCAGCAUAUGCAACCUCCUCAACAUCCCCCAACAGAACCAUUACUCUUCUCCUCCUACCCAUCAUCAGCAGCAACUUCCUCCUCAAUACUACCACACCAACAGUUUUAGGUCUCCCAGUCCGAUGAGGUCCGGAGCUGCUAGGCUCCAACAAGAUAACUCUGCUCCUCCCACGUCUUAUUACAAUCCAUCCAGAGAUCCCAAUCGAGGCGGAGGAAUAGAACAUUGCAACAAAUGCAAGCACCAAUGA
Molecule: messenger RNA, 1043 nt
Organism: Salvia splendens (bonfire salvia)
Lineage: Eukaryota; Viridiplantae; Streptophyta; Magnoliopsida; Lamiales; Lamiaceae
Exons: 2
Coding region: 105-1043 (312 amino acids)
Molecular function (GO): protein binding
Source: RefSeq, a predicted model, not a curated record